Cuscuta campestris is the source of this 3169-nucleotide messenger RNA. NCBI's taxonomy places the organism in Eukaryota, Viridiplantae, Streptophyta, Magnoliopsida, Solanales, Convolvulaceae. The record is from the annotation of a GenBank genome assembly.
AGGUGUUGGGUACCAUCUUUGGAUAGACCUUUUUUUUUUCAAUUACAACAUCCAUUUCUCUACUGUAUACUUUUGCAGAGCAGAUAUUUGCAUCCUUUCCAGAUAGCCUUCUCUCUGCCUUGGCACUUUUCAAUGCUUUGUUGAUCCGCAAGGAAACGCAUGGAACUCUAUUGUUUGUUAAUAUCCCUCUCCUGCCAUUGCGGUAUUUAUCCUUUCUCAGUAGGUCCAGAGUUUCUGCCUUUUGGGGUUUUCCCUUCUUAUUUCAAUUCAUUGUAAAUUUGUGAGCUUUGAAGUCCCAAUCCCUAGCUCUAUUAUUUGUUGCCUUCUAGCGUUUUCCCUUAUUUCAAUUCAUUGUAAACAUAUCUUGUUAUGCUCUAUAGCACUGUUAUUUCUGGCCUUUCAGUGUUCUCCUCCCACUCCAGGAAGAAGCUGAAACCUAACAUUGUGAUGUCACAGGACCUCCCAAAGUCUUGAAAUGUAAACCCUAGUUUUUUGUUCUGGGUUUAUGUAUUUUCUAUAAUGGGGUCCAGUGUUGUUGCUCUGGGGAGUAAUGUUCUGGAGCCUCGGAAUGAGAUGGAGUUUGAUUCUCAUGAGGCGGCAUACGAAUUUUAUAGAGGAUAUGCCAAAUCCGUCGGAUUCGGCACUGCCAAAGCCAGCAGUCGUCGCUCAAGGGUGUCCAAAGAGUUCAUUGAUGCAAAGUUUUCUUGCACAAGUUAUGGUAAUAAGCAGCAGUCUGAUGACGUAAUUAACCCUAGGCCUUCACCCAAGAUUGGGUGCAAGGCUAGCAUGCAUGUCAAGAGAAGGCAGAAUGGGAAGUGGUACAUCCAUAGCUUUGUGAAGGAGCACAAUCACGACCUUUGGCUGGCACACGUGCAUCGUUUUCGGAGCCACAUGAGUGCUGAUCCCAUCACGAGCGGUCCUAAAAUCCGGAGGAAAAAGGUUCUUUCUGCUGUGUCAAACCAGUACGAUACCUACCAGUUCUCUAGUUCUUUGGAUAAUAUAUUUAGGAAUCAGAAUGGUAGGGGUCGUAGUUUAGCUUUAGAAGAAGGAGAUGCUCAAAUUUUGCUUGAAUUUUUCGUGCACAUGCAAGAAGCGAACCCAAAAUUCUUUUAUGCAGUAGACUUGAAUGAGGAGCAUCGGCUGAGAAAUGUGUUUUGGGUUGAUGCCAAAGGUAUGGAUGAUUUUGCUCACUUCAGUGAUGUGGUCUCGUUUGAUGUUUCAUAUUUCACAAACAAGUUUCGGAUACCUCUGGUCUUUUUUAUUGGUGUAAACAAUCACAUUCAGCCAGUAUUACUGGGAUGUGCAUUGAUCGCAGACGAGACAAUCCAUACAUUUCUUUGGUUGCUUAAAGCAUGGUGCUUGGCAAUGGGUGGGCAAGGCCCAAGAGUGUUGCUCACUGACCAAAGCAUUGCAAUAAAAGGGGCUGUUUCAGCAGUUUUUCCUGACACAUGUCACUACUUUAGCUUGUGGUGUGUUUUGGAGAAAAUCCCGAAGUAUCUUGAUUACCUUAGCCUGUGGCAUGAUCUUUUCAUUGCAAAAUUCUGUAAAUGCAUACAUAGGUCAUGUGCUGAAGAAAAGUUCGAAAAAAGAUGGUGGAAAUUGCUCGACAGAUUUAGCCUCAGAGAAGAUGAAUGGAUGCAGUCAUUGUACGAAGAUCGCAAGUGUUGGGUUCCUACUUUUAUGAGGGGCGUAUCUUUUGCUGGCUUAUCCGCUGCUUCUAGAGAUGAAAGUAUGAACUCUUUUCUUGACAAGUAUAUCCAUGCCGAUACUUCUUUGCGAGAAUUCAUAGGAAAAUAUAAGUUGACCCUUGAAGACAGAUAUGAAGAAGAAGCAAAAGCAAACUUUGAUUCUUGGCAUGAAACUGUUGAAUUGAAAUCUCCAUCGCCGUUUGAGAAACAACUGUCUGUCUUAUGCACUAGUGAAAUAUUCAAGAAAUUUCAAGUUGAAGUGUUGGGGGCAGCUGCAUGCCAUCUUAGAAAAGAAAAAGAUGACACAACAAUGACGUAUGCUGUCAAAGACUUUGAAAAUGAUCAAGAUUUCAGUGUUGAAUGGACUGAAUCAAAGCUAGAAGUAUACUGCUCGUGUCAUCUGUUUGAAUACAAAGGUUUUCUUUGUAGGCAUGCUAUAGUGGUUCUCCAAAUGUCCGGGGUCUUCAAAAUUCCAGAUAAAUAUAUUUUACAACGUUGGAGCAAUGUUGCUAAAAGCAGGUUUCCAAUCAGUGAGAAUUUGGAGGAUGUGGAGUCUAAGGUCCGCCGUUAUAAUGAUCUAUGCCGGAGAGCCAUUAUAUUGGGUGAAGAAGGAUCUCUCUCUCUGGAGAGUUAUAAUGUUGCAAUGAGUGCUAUCAAAGAAGCUAUCGGGCAGUGUGCAACAGUGAAUGGCACUGCCCAGAUGGAUGACAUGCUUACGACCCGUGUCUUCCAGGGCACCGGAGAAGCAAAUCAUAAAUGCACAGCUGUAGCUGGAGAUCAGGUGUCUGACAUUGAAGUGUCACCAGCAAAUAGGGGGCCCAAAAGAGUAAAUUCUUUCAAUGAAAAGGAAAGUAAUGGAAGCUAUGCCAAUAAAAAGGGAAAGGUGCCUUUGGAAAUGGAAUUCUCAAAUUUCAGGACACAGUUUUCAUUGGAGUAGGAUAUGUCUGGUAACCUGGGUUGUCCUACAUUCUACCCAAGGUUCCUUACAAAUCUGCUGAGGGGUGGCGAAGUUAAUAAGAGAAGUGUGGAAUUGCUCAGUGAGAUGUUGGAGGAACAAAGUUGAAGGUUGUGCAAUCAUGGAUCUUCAUGAAGCAAGUUUUAGGGCCUUUCCUCUUCAGAAUACAACACAGUAGUGGGUGGAUAGUGGCAUCUGACAGCGCAAAAUUGGAAGCACUGCGAGCUGAGGACCGUUUUUGUUUAUGGUCUGGUUGAGAAGAUCUGCAUUUAGCAGGAGUAAAAUUUGCAACGUGUUUCGUUUUAGUUUCAGUAAGUCGUAUAUCAGUGGGUUGUUAGAAUUGGGGGGGGGGGGGAGUAAUAAAAGGAUUCCUCUCUCUCAUUUUUGUUUCCCAUGUUACAUUCUCUUCUCCCAUGCAUGUAUAAAUAAUAAUUGCAGACUAUUCAAGAGGUGAUUUAGAGAGUAAACACAUUUGUACUCUGUGUUUAAUACGUCCUUCCUCCGUUAUUAAAUAACUGUUAUUAUG